Messenger RNA from Manihot esculenta (cassava), 922 nucleotides. Its product is annotated as calmodulin-like protein 11. Bases 259 to 711 code for a protein of 150 amino acids. Lineage: Eukaryota; Viridiplantae; Streptophyta; Magnoliopsida; Malpighiales; Euphorbiaceae. The transcript has 4 exons. The record is from RefSeq and is a predicted model, not a curated record. Gene Ontology annotation, molecular function: enzyme regulator activity; calcium ion binding.
CAAGAGAGAGAGAGAGCUUUUGAUUCUUUCUUCUUAGAUAAAGCCAAUCGUUUCUAAUACCCAUUAUAGUCCUAAGCUUUGAUUUGACUCCCACAGGAUUACUACUUAAUUAAUAUUAAUAAAAAAUAAAAUAAUUCACUACACUUACCACAUUGGAAUUCUACAUAAACCCAGCUAAGCUUGAGCUAUACUCGACAUAUGCUUCUCUCUCUCUCUCUUUCUUGAGAACUUGAAGAAGUGAGUUUGAAGAUUGAAGAAAUGGCGGAAAUUCUUACGGAGGAACAGAUUGUUGAGUUUAAAGAAGCCUUCUGCUUGUUCGACAAGGAUGGAGAUGGAUGCAUUACUGCAGAGGAAUUGGCGACGGUGAUUAGGUCUUUGGAUCAAAAUCCAACGGAAGAAGAACUCCAGGACAUGAUUAGCGAAGUGGACGCUGACGGUAAUGGCACUAUUGAAUUUGCUGAAUUCUUGAACUUAAUGGCAAAAAAAAUGAAGGAGACUGAUGCAGAGGAAGAACUUAAAGAGGCAUUCAAAGUGUUUGACAAAGAUCAGAAUGGGUAUAUAUCAGCCAAUGAGCUGAGGCAUGUGAUGAUCAAUUUAGGGGAGAAGCUAACAGAUGAAGAGGUGGAGCAGAUGAUCAAGGAAGCUGAUCUGGACGGUGAUGGUCAAGUUAAUUAUGAUGAAUUUGUUAAAAUGAUGAUGACUGUAGGUUAAUUUUUUUUUUAAAUUAAAAAAUAAAGUUAGUUGAUUCAUUUUCUACAAGAGCGAAGAAAUAAUUUUAGUAUUUUGUAUUUUCUCUUCGUUGUAUUAGUAAUAGUUAGAAUUUUGAAAUUAUUUUGUCAAAAUGACUUGAAAUGUUGCCAGUUUCAAAGUUCGAAUUGUAUUCUUUCAUUUCUUAUCUGAAUAACAAUUGCUUUAUCCAAAA